Monoraphidium neglectum is the source of this 765-nucleotide messenger RNA. RefSeq lists its product as hypothetical. The record is from RefSeq and is a predicted model, not a curated record. Bases 1 to 765 code for a protein of 254 amino acids. NCBI's taxonomy places the organism in Eukaryota, Viridiplantae, Chlorophyta, Chlorophyceae, Sphaeropleales, Selenastraceae. The transcript has 2 exons.
AUGGCAGGGACAGGCGGAGCUUUGGCUGGCGCACUGCCAGCGUCGCAGCUGCUAGGAGGCGCGGCGGCUGGCGAGAUGGCGGCGCUUGGCGAGCAGUGGGGUGCAGGACCUAGCCCGCUUUCACCUGCCAGUGACGCACUCUUGAAACAGAAGCAACGCCAGCGGCAGCAGCAGCAGCAGCAGCAGCAGCGGCAGCGCUUGCGACAGCAGCAGCAGCUCCGGCAGCAGCAGCAGCGGCUAGUCCAGCGGGGGCGGCGGCACCAGCACCACCAGCCGCACCACUCUUCGCGAGGGCGCCGCUCCCUCUCAGAACAGGCCAUGGCCUGCUUGCCUGUCAUGCAGUCGGUCACAAUAGAGGCCUGGGGCAACCAGACGGCCCCUAUCCGCGCAGCCGCAACUGACGCCGCCGCACCAGGUGCUGGGGCAGCAGGCCAGCUGGCACCCGUCGCCGCCACCACCCUGCGCGGCACGGUCCGCAUCACCAACGGCGGGCCACGGUUCCUGGUGUUGGACAUGGUGACUGUCCGGAUCUGCAGCCCGGAUCACGAGCACCUGCGCGCCGCGGCGGCGUGCGACGACGCGGACAUGACGCUGGCACCCGGCGGCGGCACGGCGUGCUCGUGGGAGGCGCCGCUGCCCGAGGGGCGGACGGCGGACAUGUACAGCGGGCUCACCAGCUCCGCCACGCUGGCCCUAACCGGCGACUGCUGUGAGACGGCGAUCACACGCGUUGAUGCAUCCGUGGCCGGAGCAGCAGCAGGCUAA